AGAAGCCGACGAUGGCAGCUGCGACGAUGGACCACCGGAUGGUGGCGACUGUGGAGCCUUUGAAACGGCUGGUGAAGGCAGUAGUCGUUUGUCUGAAUCAGUGGGAAGCGAUUCGCAAGCAUAUGAGCAGUAUACGAUGGGGCCGACAUUCACCCGAGCCGUACUUCCUCCCGAUGCAAAGGUGCUGAUGCUGAUGAAGCCGAAUGUGCCGGGUGAAAAGCAACGGCUGGUGAAGUUGGAACCAGUUGCCAAUCCGGCCAAACCUGAUUUCCGAUUUGCUUUCGAGACGCUACGUAAAACGGCAAAAAAGACCGACCUACGAAAGUCCGCUGUGCGCACGCGCAAACGACGAAUCAUACGGUCGCAGAAUGAAACUUCUAAGGUUCGCUGUUUUCCUAAACUCGUUUUUACUUUGCCCAGGCAUACCAGUAAAUAG
This is a messenger RNA of Gongylonema pulchrum, 436 nucleotides long. The record is from the annotation of a GenBank genome assembly. NCBI's taxonomy places the organism in Eukaryota, Metazoa, Nematoda, Chromadorea, Rhabditida, Gongylonematidae.